Aspergillus pseudonomiae is the source of this 909-nucleotide messenger RNA. RefSeq names its product type 1 glutamine amidotransferase domain-containing protein. The coding region runs from base 103 to 792 and encodes 229 amino acids. The record is from RefSeq and is a predicted model, not a curated record. Lineage: Eukaryota; Fungi; Ascomycota; Eurotiomycetes; Eurotiales; Aspergillaceae. The transcript has a single exon.
UAAUACCCUGUAUAAUCUGCCCGUCGGACUUGAUUAACGGCGAUGAAUGCAGGCAAAAUUAUCAGUCCUAGGGUACAGCAUACAACCUACUAGUUCACAACUAUGGUUAAGCGCAUCUUGAACGUCGUCACAAACGUCGGGCACUACGACGACCCGUCCCACCCGACCGGCUUGUGGUUGUCUGAGCUGACGCACGCCUGGCAUGUAUUUGAGGAGCAGGGAUUCGAGCAGACCAUCGUCAGCCCAGCGGGGGGGCUCUGCCCCCUGGAGCCGCGGUCGCUGAAGUUCCCAAACUACGACAAAACCGCGAAAGCGUGGCGAGCCGAUCCGGCACGCAUGGCACUCUUGGAGAACACUGCCAGACCCGACCAGAUCAAUUCGGCUGACUUCGACGCGAUCUACUUCACGGGCGGGCAUGCGGUGAUGUAUGAUUUCCUGGACAACGAGGGCCUACAGCGGAUCACGCGAGAGAUUUACGAACGGGGUGGCAUCGUCUCCUCGGUCUGCCACGGCUACUGUGGCUUGCUCAACACCAAGCGCUCAGACGGUACCUACCUGGUCUCCGGGCACAAGAUGACCGGGUUCUCCUGGCGGGAGGAAGUCCUGGCCUGUGUAGACAAGCUUGUGCCUUACAACGCCGAGGAAGAGCUGAAGAAGCGCGGCGCCGACUACAAGAAGGCCAAGCUGCCAUUUGUCUCAUACACCGUGGUCGACGGCAACCUGGUGACUGGGCAGAACCCUGGGUCCGCUACUGAGACUGCGAAAAAGGUCGUCGACGCCCUCAGCCGUUAAUGAACGCCGUCGCCGACUGCUUGGUUAGUAGGCACCCUGGAGUAGACGAUCCGGUAGCCGGAUCGCACAAGCCUUCUUCGGCGUUGGAGAUCUCCAAGGAUGGAAAGCAAAGAAAAG